Danio aesculapii is the source of this 8310-nucleotide messenger RNA. It is a transcript of the gene gprc5ba, whose product is annotated as G protein-coupled receptor, class C, group 5, member Ba. Gene Ontology annotation, cellular component: intracellular membrane-bounded organelle; extracellular exosome; signaling receptor complex. Gene Ontology annotation, biological process: G protein-coupled receptor signaling pathway. The transcript is spliced from 4 exons. The record is from RefSeq and is a predicted model, not a curated record. Bases 437 to 1630 code for a protein of 397 amino acids. Gene Ontology annotation, molecular function: protein kinase binding; protein kinase activator activity; G protein-coupled receptor activity. NCBI's taxonomy places the organism in Eukaryota, Metazoa, Chordata, Actinopteri, Cypriniformes, Danionidae.
UUGAAUCAAACAGCUGAGCUCGCGCGUGUAAAGCGAGAAGAACAGCAGCAGCAGCAGCGCAGACAUCAUUAUUACAGCAACAUCUACGCUAAACGGCUUCUCAACACACACCGAGGACGAUACAUCUGCAGUGUGUGUGUGUGUGUGCAGGAAUGAGGGCGCCUGAUGCCGUGUUUCUGCUGAGGGAAGCCGCGGUUCUCCACAGCGCUGUUCAUUUGUUCCUGAAUGGCGUCUCGGUUAUUAUUAGCGCGAACACACCGCUGAACUGAAGCUCUGAGGGGGAAUAAAGGAGGAUUCCUCACCGCUGAAGGACAGCACUGACUGUGUGUGUGUGCGUGUGUGUGUGUGUGUGUGUGUGUGUGUCCGCCGUGUUUUCAGCUGCAGGAGCAGAAAUGUGACAUUUUUCACACGCGCGUUUAUCCAUCGACCACAGAGGAUGCUUUCAUCGAUAAAGAUGUGCUCUGUCCAUGUGUUGGUCCUUCUGUUGGCGGGUCUGGAUGUCUGCUGCAGUGAGCAGGAGCGUCCCGCGGUGCCGCUGGGCUGUGCUCUGGGCCCGCCGCCACCCUACACGCUGCUGUGUGACCUGGAUGCGGUGUGGGGCGUAGCGGUGGAGGUGCUAGCGGCCGCUGGCGUGUUAUCUGCUCUGCUACUGCUGAUGGUGUUACUCUGCCGGCUCCACUCCGUAAGCGAGGCUCCGAAGCGCAGCGGCAUCGGCCUGAUAAUGCUAAUGCUAACCGGCGUCAUCGGCCUGUUCGGACUGAGCUUCGCGUAUCUGAUCAAGUUCAGCGAGAGCAUCUGCAUCAUCCGCCGCGCCCUCUGGGGGCUGCUCUUCUCUCUGUGCUUCGCCUGCAUGCUGGCGCAGAGUCUACGGCUGCGCAGGCUGGCUAAUGAGUCUCGUAGCCCCGGCGGAUGUGCACUGAUCGGACUAGCGCUAGGGUUGACGGCGGUGCAGGGGAUCAUCGCUGCAGAAUGGCUCCUGCUGACCGUGCUAAGGGAGGGUCACCCUGCAUGCCAGUUUCAGCCGCUGGACUUUACGUUAGCAUGUGUGUAUGUGCUAGCACUGCUGCUAGCGGCGCUAGUGACGGCAGCGUUAGCGCUGUGCGGGAAGACGCGGCAGUGGCACUGUAGUGUGGUGUGGCUGCUGGUGUCCUGUGUUCUGUCGGUCCUGCUGUGGGUGGCCUGGAUCGGUUUCUACGUCUAUGGGAACAGGAUGCUGGAUAAAUCUCCGGAUUGGGACGACCCAGCGUUAGCGGUAGCGCUCGUAGCUCAGGGCUGGCUGCUACUGCUGUGCCACGCGGCUCCAGAAGCACACGCCUGUCUCCGCGCUCCUCCGCAGCCGUCAGCGCCCGAUUACUUCGACACGUCCCAGAAUUCCUCACGCAUGAGGGAGGCCAGCCUGGACGAGGACAUCCCAAUGUCCCACCGGCAGUUCGUGGACAACCAGAGAUACGCCUUCGACGAAAACGCUGCAGGUUUGGGCGGUGGUGGUCAUCAUAACGGCAGCGGCGGAGCCAGACCCAGCGCCCCCUUCAGGAGUAACGUCUACCAGCCCACCGAGAUGACCAUGAUCCUCAACGGAGGAGCCGUUCCGUCGGCUCCUCCCACAUACACCGGGAGACAGCUGUGGUGAAGGAGACUCGGAGAAGAGCGACUGGAGACGUGGAGUCCGAAAACCCUGAGAGAUGAGAUGCAUGCAGACGUGCGGUGAUGAAGAAGCCGACAGUGCUAAAAUAAAGGACUGGGAUGCUGGUAUGUGUGGGCAAACACCACCGGACACGGUUCCCUUCACCAUCAGUAGCUGUAGUGAUUCUGAGUUUCCAACACCUUCUGCUGUUCAUUUGAGUUCCAUCACUGUCUGAAAUACAUCUCUAUAUAUGUGGCUUCAGAUCUGUCCUGAGCUAAUAUCGGGCUCUGUUCUGUAUGUUUCAACACUGGCUCAUUGGAAAUACACGCUUCAGUCUACAUUUCAGUGAAAACACAGGACAGCUGCAGUUUGUGCACCGCAACACAUGCUUUUCCUCUGAAUAAUCUGACAAAGGGGUAAGCAACACAACAUUUUGUUUUGAAAUUGGAAUAUAUGCUUCUGCUUCCCUCAUUGGCAGAUUAUUUUCCUUGUUUUAAUGAAAAACUCACUUCGUUUUGACUCAUUAUCUUUGUAAACAACACUAUAUUUCAUUCUUGUCUAUUUGGACUGAACGAGACUGAAACUGAAAGUAAGAACAGCACUUAUUGCCAUGUCAGUGAAUGAACACUAGAGGGCAGCAUGACCAACUUCAGUUCCUUUUCACACUAAUGAUCUUUACAGGAGGAUUAUUAUCAUGCAGAUCACUGCACCAAACCAAACCAACACCUCCAAACAACGUAACGCUGUCUACGAAUCAGUUUACGUCACCUGUCUAUCUCCAUAUGGAAAACAUUUCUGGCGUGGUCAGUUUGCUCGCUGCUCUCUCUCUGUAUGGUGUUGAGGGCUCAGGUUUGAGUCUGGUGAGGCGCACUUAAGAGAUAAAAGCAAUGUAAAAAUCAAGGUAGAACCAAGAGAACAGCCUAUUUUUGCAUGUGUAAACUCUUGUCUGCAAGUGUGCCUUCUAGUGGACAUAUUAAAGAAAGGCGGCGUGUAAAUGACACUUAUAACAGAAUGUAGCCCAAGUAACGUAUUUCAGAUUUGUAGUAACGUACACAGCGGAUUUAUCUCUAUUACUCUAGUGGAUUUAUCAUGUGAAACGCACGAAACACGCGUGUAAAUAGCGUAUUUUGUUCUCAAAAUGUAGACAGCGCCCUCUAGUGGAUUUGUCAUGUGAAACGUACAGCAAAACACACCCCAAGUAAUGUAUUUCAUUCUCUAAAUGUAAACAGCACCCUCUUGUGGAUUUGUCAACUAAAAUGUACAUCAAACGUGGCCCAAGUCAUGCAUUGUAGAUUAACAAAAAUAUGCACAGCACCCAAAGUAGAUUUGUCACUGGGAACGCACAACAAAACAUAUGCUAAAUUACGUGUUUCGGAUUCACAAAAAUGUAGACAGCGCCCUCUAGUGGAUUCGUCAUCUGAAACAUACAAUAAAACACACUUUAAGUAAUGCAAUUCAUUCUCAAAGUGUAGACAGCGCCCUCUAGUGGAUUCAUCAUCUGAAAUGUACAACAAAACACACCCUAAUAAAUGAUUUCAGAUUCACAAAUAUAUAGACAGCGCCCUCUAGUGGAUAUGUCAUCUGAAACGUGCAACAAAACACCAGAAGUAGCGUUUCACAAAAUCUCAACAUUUCCAAUAAGCCUGGUUUGGUAUGAGACAUGCAGAAUGAACACGUCUGUACAGAAGUUGUGAUUGUGCAGUGAAACCUACACCUCCUAUUCUAUCCUAUUCUAUUAAGUGCGUGUUUUGGGGUCGUCUGUGUGCAGAAUGAGUCCCCUAUGACACAUCGACAGCUCUCUUCUGUGGACUUUCCAGAUCAAAUGAAGUCUGAGAAACUCUCUGAUGCAGACGGGAUGUAUUUCAGCACUCUGAUGCUCAUGUGUUUCUCCAUAGUGAAUUAUUAGUGCUGUCUUGAACACAGUGGAGGGUGAGGCGCAGGGAGGUGAUCAUGCGGGAUGUGAGGACGCUUUUAUUUCAUUAUUAUUCUUUCUUCAAACUAACAUGGUUUAAUCACUGAGUUCAGACUCUAUGAAUAACUGUAUUGUGAAGGUACGCGUGGUCAGGACGCUGCUGAUCAAACCGUCUUCUUUUGGCUUGAUGUAGAUUGUUUUGUAGUUUGUAAUGACGUGAGAGUUCGUGUCCUGUUUCUAGUCCAGAUAUCUGAAAACUCUGAAAUCAAGAAGCAUUUUCUAGACAAGUGAAGCCUAGUUCACACUACAGGAUUUCAAUCCCGAUGUGGAAGUUAUCGAGCUCAGAUCAGGCUGUGAUCGGGGGAAAAUCUGGGGGUGCUCGACGCUCGGCGGUCUCCUGUGUGAACUACUGAACAAUACAUUAAAGAGGCUCGCUGUCACCUCACAGUAUCUAGCAUGCUGAAUAUUCCAGAGCAGUCGGCCGACUCGACCCCACGUGCGGUCAGAUGUAGUGAUGAGAGCAGGUCAGCAUGAGCUGAAUGGCUGUUGUAUUCAGGAGCUCAACAGAAAUGUCUGUGAUUGGCCAGAAUGGUCAUCGGUGCGCUCUCUUCGCUCUGUGUUUACACAGACACCAGAGUUCGCUACAUUCAUUUACAUUCAAAGCUUCCAUUGAGAUAUUAAAAUCAAGCUUUGAUUGUCUGUCGUCUUUGGCGGUUCAUUCCACUGUGGUGACCCCAGAUUAAUAAAGGGACUAAGCCGAAAUGAAAAUGAACGUCUGUCGUCUUAUUUAAUGAGUCCAUUACCCUACACGUAUGAUCUUUUUGGUAAUGCAGCCUGUUAAUAUGUAGUGAAGAUACUAGAACUCCCGCUGACAUAAACAAGAGCUACUGUACAGCACAGAAUAUGCUGAUUUAAGAGACGUAUGUGAAGUACAUUCAUGUGUUUACUAGCAGACACUUCUGUUCAUGUUAGCAGGAAGUUGCGAGGCAAAUAAGGCACGCAUAUUUAAAGUCACGCUGAAAAAUAGCAGACAUGCAGGCGGCCAUUUUGACCAUUAUGGUUAUUAAAGGUGGAGAUACGCAGUUCAUUUCUGUUUUAUAAUUAAAAAUAAAUACUCGGAUAUUUAGGGAACGUCAGGUGAUUGUAGAGAUGUCAGAUUUAUUUCAGUUAUUAAAUUACACGACUGAAAAGCUCUCUGCAGGCCUCUGUAGUGUUAAAGCCGCAUCUAUCCGCUUGCAGAUGAGUGGAUCCUCUGACGGUUCUUCAACGCUCCCUUGAAAGCCUUCACAGAGGUUUGAGACACUGUCUGUGAUGUCAUCAGCACGCAAGCAGCCAAUAGUGUUCAGCUUUUCCUGCAGGCUCCUCCCUCAUCAUGUCAUUAACGUUGGGGAACGUGUUGCUGUCAGAUCAUGUAGUGUGUGUGUGUGUGUGUGUGUGACGCCCUCUUGUGGAUCAGUGGCGUAGUGUGAACACCACAGUGAAGUCACGCAGUGUGAUCUGCCCGUGUUUAAAGUCCUGUAGUGUGAACUAGGCCUCAAUAAUCUAGUGUUGUGUUCAGAAAUGAAGUCCGAUUUUCCUGAAACAAGCAGAAUCAUCUGAUAAUGGGGGAAAUCAUCGCAGUGUUUUUGCGUUUGACAUUAUUUUAUUCCCCCAUUGGCAGAUAUUCCUCAGCUGGUUUUGAGGACGAUCGUAAUUUUGACAAUAUUUGCUCUAUAAAAUGCUCAGAACUGCUGGAUAUUUGGCCGUGAGUGUUCAGCAGUGACAUGAGCUCUGCUGAAGCAUAUAAACAGCUGCUGAGCAUGACAGAAAACAGGCCUGUGAUAUUACUGUGAAUCGUGUGUGUGUGUGUGUGUGUGCGUGAUGCUGCACACUGACCCAACACUAGCCAUAAUAAUUAAACAGAGAACAGAAAGCACAGCCUAUAUUAAUGGAACAUAUUUCAGCUCUUAUUUCAGUGUGGAUUGGUUUACGUUGACACUGUCUGCAUAACACACCUGCAUGAUGUUUCUAAUGGCAUUUCCAUGCACUAUUAGCAGUGUUGUAUUGGGUCACUGAUGCUUUAAUCUGGUCACAGCACAUGCAGAAGGGUUUCAGGCGCCGCUUCAUUACGGAUGGCCUGAAGAGACUUUCAUUAUCAGAGAAGUGCUUUCACUGUUCUGUCCUCCCGCACGUGCUGUUUCAGGUAGUUUAGCUGUCGGGUUUCUCAAGUGUGUUUUCUGGAUUUAGUCUGAUGGUGAGGGAAGCACUGGACACACACACACACACACACACACACACACACACACACACACACACGGCAUUAUUAGAAUCAAUAGGAGUGUUUUGGAGAUAUGGAUUUUUCAUACUGACUCACUACAUAAUCGUGUGCACAGAAAGCCUGUGCUCGGUCUAACUCAUUGACCCAGACACUAACCCAACAUUUAUACACAUGUAAAAUAAACACAUUCUGCAGGUGUUUGAGCCUGCUCAUGUACAGUAGGUCUCGUCUCUGCUGAGUUCAGCCUGCAAUACCCAGAUGAUCUGCUAGGUGGCGAUAUCACACACUCCACUGAAACUGAAGGAGUGUGCUGCACUUUCCCCAGCGGAGGAAAGACCUCACUCAACAUGGUGGUUCUUCAGCUCAUUAUUAUUGGAGAACCACUGUAAGUUCAGUAGAGAACAUAUAAAGGUUCUCCAGAUGAGCUUUGGGUUGGUCAAUGUGCUAAAGAGCACUAUAUACACUAUUAAAACAUGCUAAUAACCACAUUUACACUUCCACAGCAGCUUACAGGGUUACUUCACUCAGGAUGGACACUUCCUUUACUCUCCCUGGUUUCAAACACAUAUGAGUUUCUCCUGUUGAACACACACACACACACACAAAAAGAUAUUUUGAAGAAUGUUGGAGAGCGGUCCACAGAAUUAGUUUGUUCUACUAUGGAAGUCAAUGGUUACUGGAUUUCAGCAUUCUUCAGAAUCUCUUCUUUUGUUUGACAGAGCUCAUGGGGGUGUAUAAGCACUUGAGGGAGAGUACAGGUGCACGGACCCUUUAAUGUGAACAGUGGGUCGAUGGCUUGUCCUCCUGCUCUUAUUAUACAGAUCCUCUGAGAAUACACACACAUGUAAAAUAGACAUCAUCAAUAUGAAUCUGCUGGUUGCUGGAGUCUAUGAUCUGGACAUCAGGGAUCCGGCAUUCCCAGCAUGCACCAGCAGAUCAUCUGGUUUCUCUGAUCAUUAAAGAGUCUGAAGGCAUGUGUGUCCUCCAGCCAGAUCUCAAACUGUGAAAUCAACAGAAAUAUACAUUAUUUUAAUCAGAUCAUUGUUCCAGUAUACGUCUGUAAGGUCUAGUAGCGUCAUUAGAGUGUGUGUGUGUGUGUGUGUGUGUGUGUGUGUGUGUGUGUCAGAUCAGCAGGUCUCUGUUAAAGGGGCAGUUCACCUCAAAAUCAACAUGUACUCACUCUGUACUCUCCCCAAACCUUCAUGAGUGUAUUCUCCUGUUGAACACUGAAGAUGUUUUGAAGAAUGUUGGAAACCAGUAAAAACAAAGAGAAGUCAAUGGUUACAGGUUUUGUAGCAUUCUUCAAAAUAUCUUCUUUAGUGUUCUACAGGAGAGACACUCAUGACGGUUUGGGGAGAGUAAAGGGAGAGUGAAUGAUGACAGGAGUUUCAGUUUUGGGUGAACUGCCCCUUUAAGCUGAUUUGACCCGAUCUACACUGUAGAAACACUAUAGAGGAGUUCAUUUAAAAUGGACAUGUAUGAGCCUUUACACAGUUUUUAUCUGCUGUUAACCACUGGCUUUUCUAUAAAACAGCAUCAAAUGAACUCAAAUUGAUUAUAAUUAUAACUUAUAUUCCUGUAGAUUUACAGUAGACCUUGCUCAAAGAUAUUCUAUGCAACAUGUCAAAGCUAAAGAAACACAGAAACACACACUGAGAGCUGCUCGUAACGCAAGGCGAGCACUGAGCAUGUCACACUCUCACAACCUGAGCAUGAACGCUGUCUCCAUUUAUGAGCGCUGGUGUCACGAUGGAGCAAUCAAAUACAGGGUCAGUUCACCCAAAACUGACAAACCCGUCAUCUUUUACUCGCUCUUACUCAUUUCAAACAUUUCUGAGCUUCUUUCUCCUGUUGAACACUAAAGAAGAUAUUUUGAAGAAUGUUGAAGAACUGUAACCAUUGACCUGUUUGUUUUUGCAUUUAUGGAAGUCAGUCACUUAGCAUUCUUCAAAAUAUCUACUUCAGUGUCCAACAGGAGAAAGAAGCUCAGAAAUGUUGAUAAGGGAGAGUAAACGGUGAGUAAACGCUCAUUUUUUGCGUGAACUGACCCUUUUGGGGAUAUUUGCUUCAACAGUGUUUGAUGUGUUGAAGUUAUCUGAAUAAUGAGCUGAUUGAUUUAAAGGUAACCAUUAAGAUUGAGUGCAGUGGAGUGCAGUAAUAAACUACACCUAUAAUGUGAAGGGAAGGCUCCUGUUGCUUCCUAUAGGGCCUUCAAAUAAGCUAGACUUUCUUCUUUAUGUUGUUUUGCCAAGAUCCUGUGUGUGUAUAUGUAUGUGUGUGUUUUCCUGGACAUAAAAUAACCUGUGUAUUUUCACACGACUGAAGAGAAGUCAGCCAAUGUUGAUCACUUCUGUUGAGUAGUAUUAAUAAACUCUAGUAUGAUAUGCUCAUGAUUCUCCUGUAUUUUUCCUUCACCUCUCUCAGACUCCCUCUGUGUGGAGUGAUGCAGCAUGUCUGUGUGUAGAACUCAAUCCUCACCCAUCAGCAUAAUCUAUGAAUAAAAGCAUUCAGCAUUGA